AUGGCGGGCACUGUGCGACUGCUGGUGCUGAAUGGCAAAGGUCUAGACACGAGAGGCUCGACGGAAGAGUCGCGAACAUACUUCCGAUCGUCCGCGCAGCUGUCGGAUUACGAUGCGCACAUUCGCGCCACUGCUGCAGAGCUCGGAGUGGCAGUGGAACAUUUGCAGACGAACGACCUGGACGAGUGCAUCAGGCUACUGUCCGGCACCGAUGCUGACGCCAUUGUCAUCAAUCCCGCAGGCUUCGGCAAGGAGCCGGCCCUGGUGGAGUGCAUCGCUGCGCUCAGGAAACCGGUUUUCGAGGUCCACUACGGCAACUUCUUCGCCAAGG
Molecule: messenger RNA, 331 nt
Organism: Symbiodinium necroappetens
Lineage: Eukaryota; Dinophyceae; Suessiales; Symbiodiniaceae
Source: the annotation of a GenBank genome assembly